GCGGGUUUAAGUAGGGAGAGGUUGGAACUAUCUGAUCCACGUCCGCUACACAGAACACAUACUGUGCUUUUUUGGCCCAAAGAUAUAUCCUAGGUUCGUUGUUUUUGUUGUUUUAAAUGUAUGUAUGCUCCUGACAAUUUUACACAUUCAGGUUCACAUGAAAAUGUGGCGUUAGUUUAUAAUAAUAGUUCUAGGGCGUCCGGUGAAAAGCUGAAAAGUUUCUACAACAAAGACACGCCUGAAUAUCGAGUAGUGGAACUAGGCAAACAUCACUCAAGGAUAUUUUUCAACAUAUCUGUUUGCAGAGAAUACGCACUGAGAUGAAAGUGAAUGUGGUGUUGAUAGCUGUUCUGCUGGGGUUCUUCUCCGUCUUUUCAGCUCAACUAGAUGGUAAUGAUUGCACCAAGGCUUCAGCUCAGUCCUGUGGUGAAUGUAUUCAGGCUGGUGAAAAAUGUGGCUGGUGCACCUAUGAAGCCUUUCUGAAGCAAGGAGAAUCCAAAUCAACACGCUGUGAUGAAAUUGACGCUUUGAUUAAGAAGGGCUGCCCUAACAUCACUGUGGAAAAUCCUCGAGGUGCAGUGCAGCUCAAUCAGAACAAACCUGUCACAAAUCGUACAAAAGAUGUGGCAGAGAAACUGAAACCGGACCAGAUUACUCAGAUUCAACCUCAGAAUCUCACAGUCAACCUAAGAGCAGGUGAGCCUCAAAAAUUUUCCCUGAAGUUUAAAAGGGCAGAGGAUUAUCCCAUUGACUUGUACUACCUGAUGGACUUGAGUUACUCCAUGAAAGAUGAUUUGGAGAAUGUGAAGAAUUUGGGAACGGACCUGAUGCGCGAGAUGCAGUCAGUCACAUCUGACUUCAGGAUUGGUUUUGGUUCAUUUGUGGAAAAGACUGUGAUGCCAUAUAUCAGUACAACACCUGCUAAGCUGCUGAAUCCAUGCACUUCUGAUCAGAACUGCACAAGCCCCUUCAGCUAUAAAAAUGUACUGAAUCUGACUGAGGAUGGCCGUCGGUUUAACAACCUGGUCAGCCGGCAACAGAUUUCUGGAAACCUUGACUCACCUGAGGGAGGCUUUGAUGCUAUCAUGCAAGUUGCAGUUUGUGGGGAACAGAUUGGUUGGAGAAAUGUUACUCGACUACUAGUCUUUUCCACUGAUGCUGGUUUUCAUUUUGCUGGAGACGGUAAACUGGGUGGCAUUGUGCUUCCCAAUGAUGGAAAAUGCCACCUGAAAGAUAAUAUAUAUACAAUGAGCCAUUACUAUGAUUACCCUUCAAUUGCACACCUUGUACAGAAACUGAGUGACAACAAUAUUCAGACAAUCUUUGCUGUAACUGAGGAAUUCCAACCUGUCUAUAAGGAGCUUAAAAACCUCAUCCCAAAGUCUGCUGUGGGAACAUUGUCUGCGAACUCCAGUAAUGUGAUCAGACUUAUCAUUGAUGCCUACAAUUCUCUUUCAUCUGAGGUGAUCCUGGAGAACAGCAAGCUGCCUGAGGGAGUGUCCAUCUCAUACGUGUCCCACUGCAAGAAUGGAGUGAGUGAAACAGGAGACAAUGGAAGAAAGUGCUCAAACAUCUCUAUCGGUGAUGAGGUAACCUUUGACAUAGCCAUAACAACUAAGGGCUGCCCAUCACAGGGUAAACAAGAGGUAAUAACGAUCAAGCCUCUAGGCUUCAGUGAGGAGGUAGUGAUUGCUCUAAACUUCAUCUGUGAGUGUAAUUGUUCCAAACAAGGUAUCCCCAAUAGUGAAGUGUGUCACUUUGGCAAUGGAACCCUCGAGUGUGGGGCAUGCAGAUGCAAUGAGGGGCGUAUUGGAAGAGUUUGUGAAUGUAGCAAAGAUGAUGUCAGGGCAGAGGAUCUUGAUGCAAACUGCCGCAUGGAUAAUGGCACAGAUAUCUGUAGCAACAACGGGGACUGUAUAUGUGGAACAUGUGAAUGCAAGAAGCGAGACAACCCAGAGGAGCGCUAUGAAGGGAAGUACUGUGAAUGUGACAACUUCAACUGUGACCGAUCGAACAACAAGCUAUGUGGAGGUCAUGGCCAGUGUGUCUGCAGAGUGUGUGUAUGUGAUGCAAACUACACAGGCAGUGCAUGUGACUGCCCACUGGACAAGCAGCCCUGUGUGGCCAGUAAUGGGCAGAUAUGUAAUGGUCGUGGCAAUUGUGCCUGUGGAGUGUGUAAAUGCACUGACCCAAAGUUCCAGGGUCCCACCUGUGAGAUUUGUCCCACUUGUCCUGGAGUCUGCACAGAACACAAACCCUGUGUUCAGUGCCGUGCAUUUAACACUGGAGAGAUGAAAGAUAAAUGUGAAGAGAAAUGCAACUACUUUAAACUAAAUAAGGUGAAGGAAAAGGAGCAACUUCCUCAGCCAAACAGUCAGCCCUACCUCACUCACUGCAAAGAGCGUGAUGCCGAUGACUGCUGGUUCUUCUUCACUUAUGCCACCAAGAAUGACAGUGCUGAGGUUUAUGUGGUUGAGAAGCGGGAAUGCCCUACUGGUCCUGACAUUAUCCCAAUCGUAGCGGGUUUGGUUGCAGGCAUCGUUCUUAUCGGUCUGGCCCUGCUUUUCAUCUGGAAGCUGCUCAUGAUUAUUCAUGACCGCAGAGAGUUUGCAAAGUUUGAGAAGGAGAAGAUGAAUGCCAAGUGGGAUGCGGGUGAGAAUCCCAUCUAUAAGAGUGCAGUGACUACAGUGGUCAAUCCCAAAUAUGAGGGAAAGUGAGGGACAUAUGGUCUUUCCCAAACACUGUAUGCAAAUAAUUUCAGGAGCAAAGGAGGAUGUCUUGUGUUCACUUGUCCUUUUUUUUUUUUUUUUUUUUUAAUGAUUACACACAUUUGUUAGCUGUGCAUUCUCCACAACUUGAUUUAUAAUCUGCUUAUUUUGUAUUUCAGUGUGUUGCAUACUGAAUGCAUUAUGUUGUGUUUUUUUUUUAAUGUUUAUUUUAAUAAUUUUUUUCUAAUUAUUUUAAAAUUUAUUUUUGGUCUUGUCACAGGACUGGAUUUGGGUUUUUUUAAGCAAGUUCUGUCUUCUGCAUAGAGUAAUAUUAUCCAGUUUUGAUGUUUUCCAUUUCUUAUCUCAGACUUUUCCGGCAAUGCACAUUUGUGUAUUUCAAAGCACAAAUGUGUAUUUCAGUUGUCUUCAUAUAUCCGGGCUGAGAAACACUGCUACAAUAGUACAUGGUUACAAUAGUGUCAAAAACUGUCUCAUUAGUGAAAACACUAUUUUAGUUAACCCUGUAAGCUUGAUGAUAUGUAUAAUCACAUGUUCUUCACUGAUUUAAAAAAAAAAAAAAAUCCCAACCACUGGUGUAGCAUGUAGCAGGCCACUGGUUUGGAAGUGCGUUGUGCUGUGUUCUUAAUUCGGUCAUUGUGGUCCCCAAUUAGCUUUUUUCCUUUUCCUUAUACUCCUGAUUCAGCUGUGUUAAAGGCUGAAAUACAAGAAAAAGUGCACUGGAGAAGGCUUAGCAUAGAAACAUAGCUGUGUUCUAUGUAUCCUGCAUGUAGCCCUGUGUAUUUUUGGAGGCUAUGGUGUUUGGAUCUAUUUUCAGGAAAGUUAGGACUGCUGUCUGUGGAUAUACUUUGAGAUGCACUCAAUAAGUUUAUAUAUUUAUGUUUUCAUUUCAUGUUGCCAUUUUAUGGUUCAAAUAAUAAAUUAUCCCUUACCCUUUCAGCACAGAAUUCCAUUCUGAAUAGAUAUGAUUGCAGUGUCACUAUUGCAUAGUGGACUGGAUUCUAAACUGUUUGACUGCAAAACAUUGAUCUGAAUGUGGGUGCACCUCAGGGACAUGAACAACAGUAGGAUUCAUUUGAAUGUAUUCAGACAGAUGUUUAGCACUCAAAAAAUUUAAAUGUAUAUGUUGUGUAUAACAACUUCAAGUCUUCAAAACUUUGAUGCUCAGGUUUCUAAUUUCUCUUGACCAUGAAAACCAAAUAUUGGUCUUUUUGGAGCCCAAUUUUCAUGCCAUAUUUGUUACCAGAAGUAGAGUUGGAGAACUUGCUUACUUUGUAUUGAACUAUAUUUUUUUCACUGCUGUCUAGAUAUCCAUCCUCCUUGGGCCUAUGCUUGCAGGACAAGGUGCAAUCAGAUGUUAUGCAAUAAUUGUUCAUGAGAAUUUUUACUGUCUUUUAAUACUGUUGAAUAUUAAAACCACAUGCUCCCAGACUGCAUUUUAAAAGUACUCUUAAUUCUGCAUUAUGCUUAUGAUUGUUUCAGUAGUUAUUUAUUAAUAAAAAUAAAAAAAAAACUCAUUUGUUUUCCAUGUGUUAAAAAUAAAAGCCCUUGAUCAUUUUGCAGAUA
Hemibagrus wyckioides is the source of this 4292-nucleotide messenger RNA. RefSeq names its product integrin beta-1-like. Bases 321 to 2717 code for a protein of 798 amino acids. The transcript is spliced from 16 exons. The record is from RefSeq and is a predicted model, not a curated record. Gene Ontology annotation, molecular function: C-X3-C chemokine binding; collagen binding involved in cell-matrix adhesion; fibronectin binding. NCBI's taxonomy places the organism in Eukaryota, Metazoa, Chordata, Actinopteri, Siluriformes, Bagridae. Gene Ontology annotation, cellular component: integrin complex; focal adhesion; cell surface. Gene Ontology annotation, biological process: cell-matrix adhesion; integrin-mediated signaling pathway; cell migration.